GGAAGAGGUAAAAGAAUUACAAUUCCCGGAGUACCUACCAUAAAUCUGAGGGGUAGGAUUCCCAAAGGCGCAGGCAGGCCACGCCCCUCUCCCCUCAGCCAAUCAGCCGCCUCCCCUUCCCCCUUCCUCUGGCCGAGGCUUUGCCAACUCCCUUGCCGCUGCGAGGCUGCGGGGUUUGAGGUGGGAUCCCCAGGACUUUCCCCUGUCCCCGGCGGAGCAGCUGAGGGCUAGGAGGCUCAUCCUAGGGCCAGAAAGCGUCCUGGGAUUCGUCCUGCGUUUAAGGACCACGUCUACUUUCAAACCAUUUUUUUUUCACAUGGGGAAACCCGGGGUCCGGGGAAGGGGGGAGCUCCUGACCAAGGUCUCCCCUAGCAGAAAGCAGAACCCGGAGCCAGUCCUCUCCGCGGAGGGGGGCGUCCGGGUGCACGCUGGGUGGGCGGGGUGGGGGGGAGGGAUGCCGUCCACGAGAUCUGGACCAAAGCCACCGCAGUAAAUCUGACGGUCUUUUGGGGGUGUAUGCGGCUGCAUAGGGAGGCCUGCCUUUUGUGGGGCGACAGAAGAUGGCCUCUGGGCUGACGCGCAGCUGCUGGAACAGCCUGCCUUUAGACGCCCCGCGCCUCCCCAGGUCUCACCGAAGCUUCCCGCGUGCCCCCCGCCCCCGACUCCGAGGUCCUUUAGAAGCCGGGCCUCCCGUUCGAGCCUCUCGGCGCUCUAUUGGAAAAACUCGGGGCUGGUGAUAACUUCUCUGGAAUGAAUUGCUCAGACUGACGCUGAGCUGUGCCAGAGAGAAUUGCGCAGGCGCAAGGGCAGCCAACCAGAAGGGCGGAAGAGUCCAUCCCGACAGCUUGGGCGGAGAGUGCUUUCAGCCAAUGACUUGAAGGAGUGGGGAGGGCGGGUUUACCCGCAGAGGCUGGGCGCCUUCCGAGUGGGAGGUGGCUGAAGAGAUGGGCUGAAGGUGGUUCAAAGGUUCCUCGAGUCGCCACCCUCCUUCGGGCCCGCGGAAGUGAAGCAAUCUGGGGGCGGGCCUAGGACCGGAAGCAGGAAGGAGGGCGCAGGAAGCAGGGCCCCACCGCCAGUCAUAUUCUGGAUCCGUGAGUCUGUCGGUGCCCAGUGCAGGAUGGAGAAGUUGCGUCUCUUAGGCCUUCGGUACCAGGAGUACGUGACCCGUCACCCGGCCGCCACGGCCCAACUGGAGACGGCAGUGCGGGGCCUCAGUUACCUGCUGGCAGGUCGUUUCUCAGAUUCGCACGAGCUGUCAGAGCUGGUGUACUCUGCCUCUAACCUGCUUGUCCUGCUCAACGAUGGGAUCUUACGGAAGGAGCUUCGGAAAAAGUUGCCUGUGUCGCUGUCCCAGCAGAAGCUGCUGACAUGGCUGAGUGUACUGGAGUGCGUGGAAGUGUUCAUGGAGAUGGGGGCCGCCAAGGUGUGGGGCGAAGUGGGCCGUUGGCUGGUCAUUGCCCUCAUCCAGUUGGCCAAGGCUGUCCUUCGGAUGUUCCUGCUGAUCUGGUUCAAGGCUGGCCUCCAGACCUCACCCCCCAUUGUUCCACUGGACAGGGAGACCCAGGCACAGCCCCCGGAUGAUGACCACAGCCCAGGCAGCCAGGAGCAGUCCUAUGUGGGGAAGCGAUCACAGCGAGUGGUGCGAACCCUCCAGAACACUCCGUCUCUGCACUCAAGGCACUGGGGAGCCCCCCAGCAGCGGGAAGGACGGCAGCAGAAGCAGCAGCAGGAGCUGAAUGUCCCCCCAACACCCUUGGGGCUCCAGGAGACCAUUGCAGAGUCCUUGUAUAUCACCCGGCCCCUGCUGCACCUGCUCAGCCUGGGCCUGUGGGGACAGCGGUCAUGGACACCCUGGCUGCUAUCUGGUGUGGUAGAUGUGACUAGCCUGAGCCUCCUGAGUGACAGAAAGGGCCUGACCCGGAGGGAGCGGCUGGAGCUGCGGCGCAGGACCAUGGCGCUGCUCUACUACCUGCUGCGCUCCCCAUUCUACGACCGCUUCUCUGAGGCCAAGAUCCUCUUCCUGCUCCAGCUGCUGGCAGACCAUGUCCCCGGAGUUGGCCUCGUGGCAAGACCACUCAUGGAUUACUUACCCAACUGGCAGAAGAUUUAUUUCUACAGUUGGGGCUGACAGAUAUCCAGGGAGUGGGAUUCUGGGGGGACAGGAUGGCAUGUUUGACUGCUCCUGGCAGGGCUUGCUUCAGCCCUGCAGUCCCCUGGGCCCCUCUUCCUUAAUAAAACUGACUCUGGCAGAGCCCAAG
This is a messenger RNA of Perognathus longimembris pacificus (Pacific pocket mouse), 2258 nucleotides long. It is a transcript of the gene Pex16, whose product is annotated as peroxisomal biogenesis factor 16. The record is from RefSeq and is a predicted model, not a curated record. NCBI's taxonomy places the organism in Eukaryota, Metazoa, Chordata, Mammalia, Rodentia, Heteromyidae. The transcript has 11 exons. The coding region runs from base 1118 to 2128 and encodes 336 amino acids. Gene Ontology annotation, biological process: peroxisome organization. Gene Ontology annotation, cellular component: peroxisomal membrane.